AUGGCCACACUCGAUCUCUUUGCGAUCGCCGCAUUUUGUGUGCGAGAUCGUCCCACACUCACACUAAGUGCCCCCACCAACCAUUAUUUAUUCCUUUGCCACUACACCUUUUACCUCACAAAACCAAAUAAUUCAACGGAUAUAAUGGCCAGAGAUACUCCCGAACCAACGGGGCAAGCGCUGAAUGGCUCGCAAACUCAGACCCAGACCCAGCCUCAGCCCCAAGUCCAACCGAUCCUCCACUUGCGGGCGCCACCAAAAGAAGAAGAGAAGAAGAAAAAGAAAGAGAAAAAGCCUCGAGUGCAGUGGACGGAAGAUGUGAUUGAUAACGAAAACAUGGGCAAGAAGAAACUGAAGAUUUGCUGUAUUUUCCACCCUAAUCAAGAGUUUGACGAUGACCAUAAUUGUGAGGAAGACCUGAGUCUGAGUUCUGACGACUCAGAAAACGAGGAGGGGAAGCCGAAUGCCUACGAGAGACAGCCGAAGUAUCACAAUCAUCUGCACCUUCCCCAGAACCCCGCUUAA
Diutina rugosa is the source of this 525-nucleotide messenger RNA. RefSeq names its product PPP1R11/YPI1 family protein. The record is from RefSeq and is a predicted model, not a curated record. Gene Ontology annotation, molecular function: protein phosphatase 1 binding; protein serine/threonine phosphatase inhibitor activity. The transcript has a single exon. Gene Ontology annotation, cellular component: nucleus. Bases 1 to 525 code for a protein of 174 amino acids. NCBI's taxonomy places the organism in Eukaryota, Fungi, Ascomycota, Pichiomycetes, Serinales, Debaryomycetaceae.